Enhydra lutris kenyoni (northern sea otter) is the source of this 2859-nucleotide messenger RNA. RefSeq names its product phosphatidylserine decarboxylase. The coding region runs from base 664 to 1791 and encodes 375 amino acids. The record is from RefSeq and is a predicted model, not a curated record. Lineage: Eukaryota; Metazoa; Chordata; Mammalia; Carnivora; Mustelidae. Gene Ontology annotation, cellular component: mitochondrion. Gene Ontology annotation, molecular function: phosphatidylserine decarboxylase activity. The transcript has 7 exons. Gene Ontology annotation, biological process: phosphatidylethanolamine biosynthetic process.
GUUCGGGCUUCAGUGCUGGUUGGUUUUCCUUCAGGUCAGGUCAUGUUCGUGCUCAUCUGCAGAGGAGGGCUUGUGGGGGUUGGUAUCAGGGAUGGGAGGCUCUGAGGCCUGGGGGGCAGCAAAGAGAGAGCUUAGCAGGUCAGAUGUCCAGCGUCUCACCCACUGUGCCUCUCUUGCCUUCCUGCUCUCUCAUUCCUCAGAUGUUACUUCGUCACCUGAAUGGAAAAUGGGUCAGGUCCUGGGGAGGGAGGGGUUGCCCAAGCUGCAGACAGGCUGACGCUGGGCGCCCGCCUGGAGCACAGGGCUCUAAGAUUCCCACUUGUGCUUCUUGGGCUCAUAACCGUCUGGUCCCUUCCCUGCCAUCAGCUCACUGGAGCAGGCAGGUAGCCAAGCCUAGGGACAGAGUGGGCAGAAGGCAGGGGCUUGUGUCCCAGGCGGUAGGUCUCUGCCGCUUCCUGAGCUGGUGUGACCAGUGCCUGUCUUUGCAAUAGCCCCGGCCUCUAACCUGCGCCCCGUGAGCCAGCGGGACCCAACCAAGCUGGGAAGAGGCCCACCAGCUACCAGGCGGCCAGCCAGAGGAGUGGUGACAGCACAGGAGCUCCUGGCUGGGGGGAAGGGAGGAAGGAGGAGAAACAAAGGCGAGUGUGCCUGGCGCCGCCCACCAUGUGUCAGUCAGAGGCACGGCGAGGACCUGAGCUCCGAGCAGCGGCGAAAUGGUUGCACUUCCCCCAGCUGGCUCUGAGGCGGAGGCUGGGACAGCUGAGCUGUAUGUCCAGACCUGCCCUGAAACUGCGCUCCUGGCCCCUGACGGUCCUCUACUACCUCCUGCCCUUCGGUGCCCUCAGACCGCUCAGCCGGGUGGGAUGGAGGCCCGUGAGCAGGGUGGCCCUGUACAAGUCGGUGCCCACGCGCCUGCUGUCGCGGGCCUGGGGCCGCCUCAACCAGGUGGAGCUGCCGCACUGGCUGCGCCGGCCUGUCUAUAGCCUGUACAUCUGGACCUUUGGGGUGAACAUGAAGGAGGCCGCCGUGGAGGACCUGCACCACUACCGCAACCUUAGCGAGUUCUUCCGGCGCAAGCUGAAGCCGCAGGCCCGGCCUGUCUGUGGCUUGCACAGCGUGAUCAGCCCCUCAGAUGGGAAGAUCCUGAACUUCGGGCAGGUGAAGAACUGCGAGGUGGAGCAGGUCAAGGGGGUCACCUACUCGCUGGAGUCGUUCCUGGGUCCACGUACUUCCACAGAUGAUCUGUCCUUUCCACCAGCACCCCCCUGCGGCUCCUUCAGGAACCAGCUGGUCACUAGAGAAGGGAAUGAGCUUUACCACUGUGUCAUCUACCUGGCCCCCGGGGACUACCACUGCUUCCACUCCCCCACUGACUGGACCGUUUCCCACCGGCGCCAUUUCCCAGGCUCCCUGAUGUCUGUGAACCCUGGUAUGGCACGCUGGAUCAAAGAGCUCUUCUGCCACAACGAGCGGGUGGUCCUCACUGGGGACUGGAAACACGGCUUCUUCUCGCUGACAGCUGUGGGGGCUACCAAUGUGGGCUCCAUACGCAUCUACUUUGACAGGGACCUGCACACGAAUAGCCCACGCUACAGCAAGGGCUCCUACAAUGACUUCAGCUUCGUGACACACACCAACAAGGAGGGCAUCCCUAUGCGCAAGGGCGAGCACCUGGGCGAGUUCAACCUGGGCUCCACCAUCGUGCUCAUCUUUGAGGCCCCCAAGGACUUCAACUUUAAGCUGAAAGCGGGACAGAAGAUCCGGUUCGGAGAGGCUCUGGGCUCCCUCUAGAGCCUUCUUCCUGACGUCGGCUGCUGAAGGAGCUUUCUCAACAGAAACGGGAGGGUCUUUUUGGGGAGCCUCCAAGGCUGUAUAGGGAGGGGACAGUCUCAGGGCUAUGGAGCCCGACCAGGCGGGACCUGGGUGACUAGUUCCUACCGUCCUGAGGUGUGGGUGAGGUCAGAGCCCUUAUUGGCCCUGGACCUACAUCCUCCCUCUUCCCAUCUAAAGAGAACAUGCAGGUCAAGGUGAUCUCAGAUUCCCUUUUGGAGACUCUUUUUAAUCUGUUGUAUAAACUGGAGACCCUACGUCUCCUGGCUGGGUGUUCAGUUGGUCUUGAUUUCUGUUGUAAGACAGAAGUGGUUGUAUCUGUUCUUGCUGCUCUCAUAAUUGCUUUUCAGCCUCCCCUCUGCCUCCCCUGCACUGACCAGGCUUUGCUGCCCCCAGAGCAGCGCCAUGUGGCCUUUAACACAACCGCUUUCUGUUCCCAAUUCACCCCCCACUUGUUUGGGAAGAGCUUUCUCCUUGCAUUUGUGGCUGUGAACACAUCAUCUUUGACUCCGCCAGCAUCUUCUGAGGGGGACCGAGGGGGUGGCGCUCUACACGCCCCAGUGAGUGACCUUCCAGAGCUGGUGAGACAUCGUUCUAGUAGGCAAGGCCAGUUAUUGAACCCCCACCCCCCGAAUGGGUCCAGAGUGAAUGGACAGGCAGGUAGUGGUGGCCUGGUGUGGGGGGGAUGCCCCCCCCUCCACAUAUCCAGACCCACAGAAACAUGGUAAGUUGCUGCUAUUGAUUCAGGAGCUUGUGUUGGCAGCAGUAGAGCCGUGGUGUGUGUGUGGGGGUGUCAGUGCCUACAACACCUGUCCCCAGGUAACAGGUACACAGUCCUUAGGGAGCCACUGACAGGGGGGGCCGGGGUUCAGGUUUCCCGGGGACGCUGUGAAUUUCUCCUGCAGGAGAAGCCAUUUGAACUCUUUCAACUGUAUCAGUAGCACAGUAUUUUUGUAUGAAAAGUGGGAGACUUCUGAACAGUAAUUCAUUUAAUUGCAACCUUUUGAAAUAAAAAAUAAAACUCAUUGC